Tupaia belangeri chinensis (Chinese tree shrew) is the source of this 1227-nucleotide messenger RNA. RefSeq names its product T-complex protein 1 subunit zeta. Gene Ontology annotation, biological process: protein folding. The transcript has 4 exons. Lineage: Eukaryota; Metazoa; Chordata; Mammalia; Scandentia; Tupaiidae. The coding region runs from base 67 to 1227 and encodes 386 amino acids. Gene Ontology annotation, molecular function: ATP binding; ATP hydrolysis activity; ATP-dependent protein folding chaperone. The record is from RefSeq and is a predicted model, not a curated record.
CCACGCCGAGCCGGCUCUGGUUACUGUGCACGUUGGGUCUCCUCCUCUUCCUCUCCUGGGGCAACUAUGGCGGCCGUGAAGACCCUGAACCCCAAGGCCGAGGUGGCCCGAGCCCAGGCGGCGCUGGCCGUCAACAUCAGCGCGGCGCGGGGGCUGCAGGACGUGCUGAGGACCAACUUGGGGCCUAAGGGCACCAUGAAGAUGCUCGUUUCUGGCGCUGGUGACAUCAAACUAACCAAAGACGGCAAUGUGCUGCUUCACGAAAUGCAAAUUCAACACCCAACAGCCUCCUUAAUAGCAAAAGUAGCAACAGCCCAGGAUGACAUAACUGGUGAUGGUACUACUUCCAAUGUCCUUAUCAUUGGAGAGCUGCUGAAACAGGCGGAUCUCUACAUUUCUGAAGGUCUUCAUCCCAGAAUAAUCACUGAAGGAUUUGAAGCUGCAAAGGAAAAGGCCCUUCAGUUUCUGGAACAAGUCAAAGUAAGCAGAGAGAUGGACAGGGAAACACUUAUAGAUGUGGCCAGAACAUCUCUUCGUACUAAAGUUCAGCUGAACUUUGCAGAUGUCUUAACAGAGGCUGUAGUGGACUCCAUUUUGGCCAUUAAAAAACAAGAUGAACCUAUUGACCUCUUCAUGGUUGAGAUCAUGGAGAUGAAACAUAAAUCUGAAACUGAUACAAGCUUGGGUAUGCCAGAUCCAGAAAACCUAAAUCCUGAUUGCUUGGGACAUGCAGGACUUGUGUAUGAGUACACAUUGGGAGAAGAGAAGUUCACCUUUAUUGAGAAAUGUAACAAUCCUCGUUCUGUUACAUUAUUGGUCAAAGGACCAAACAAGCACACACUCACUCAAAUCAAAGAUGCAAUAAGAGACGGCUUAAGGGCUGUCAAAAAUGCUAUUGAUGACGGCUGUGUGGUUCCGGGUGCUGGAGCAGUAGAAGUGGCCAUGGCAGAAGCCCUGAUUAAAUACAAGCCAAGUAUAAAGGGAAGGGCCCAGCUUGGAGUCCAAGCAUUUGCAGAUGCAUUACUGAUAAUUCCCAAGGUUCUUGCUCAGAAUUCUGGUUUUGACCUUCAGGAAACAUUAGUUAAAAUUCAAGCAGAACAUUCAGAAUCAGGUCAACUUGUGGGUGUAGACCUGAACACAGGCGAGCCGAUGGUAGCAGCAGAAGUAGGCAUAUGGGAUAAUUAUUGUGUAAAGAAACAGCUUCUUCACCACCAUUCUCCUUGUUGA